UUAAACAGAAAAGAAAAUAAAUAUUAUUAUUAUGGCGACUGAAUCUCGAGGUAUAUUUCAGUCUGCGUUGUGUUUAUUCGCAGAGAGAAAGGCCUCGAAUAUGCGCAUGUUGUGCGCAGACUCGGCGCUCACGAACGCGCUUUAAAUAAAACAAAACAGGAAGUCGUAAGUAUUGUGGGACGUGUAGUUCCGCUUUUAGGCCGCUGCAUUUGAUAACAGAGCACGAAGGAGAUCAACAAAACAAAAUCAAGCGAAACUUGUGUGCGAUUGCUCGAGGGGGUCAAACAGAAACAGUGUCGUCAUGCCAGGCUUCACGUGCUGCGUGCCCGGGUGUUAUAAUAACUCACACCGGGACCGCGAGCUCCGGUUCUACACCUUCCCGAAAGACCCGACUCAGCGGGAGAUCUGGCUGAAGAACAUCUCCCGGGCCGGAGUGAGCGGCUGCUUCAGCACCUUCCAGCCCACUACAGGACACCGCGUGUGCAGCGUGCAUUUCCCCGGGGGCAGGAAGACCUACACCAUCCGAGUCCCGACGCUCUUCCCGUUACGCGGAGUGAACGAGAGGAGAAGUCGGCGCGGCAGGGGCAGGAAGGUGCACGCCGCGUCUGCGCCUGCGCCCGCGCCAGUUCUCACCAGCUUCGGCGCAAUCCACAGUGAAGCACAUCAGAGCGAGACCGAGUUCGUGGUGCAGAUCGGACAGAACGGGCAGUACAUCUCACCCGUCGCUAUACCCCCACCACCAUCAUCAUCUUCUUCUUCAUCAUCCUCAUCAUCGUUAGCAGCAGCAGCAGCAGUGGACGGCUCGUGCUCAGCGCCGGCGCUCAAGUCCGAGGAGGUGGUGGUGACGGUGGUACCGGAUGAGCCCGGUCCGCUCCUGGCGCUGUGCGGAGAGGAGCACUCGUACUCCCUGACCACCGGCACAACUUCAGCCGAGCUCCUGAGGAAACUCAACGAGCAGCGCGACAUCAUCGCCCUCAUGGAGGUGAAGAUGAAGGAGAUGAAGAACACCAUCCGCCAGCUGCGCGUGAGCGAAGCGCGCCUGCAGGAGGAGCUCCGCGAGCGCGACCGCGUGCUGUCCGGUAUCAGUGCGGUUCGGAAAAAAGUCUGACCCCAAAAAAAAAAAAAAACCCGGACCGAAACCCGAAACAGAACAAUGUUCUGGGAGGUGUUUAAUUUUUGUUUUGUUUUUGUUUGUUUUUGUUUGGGUUUGAAUUCUCAGUGUUUACAAACAACAAAAAAAAGUUAGGAGUGGGUGAUGGUGUCAAAAGAAAAAAAAUUUCACAAUGUGCUCUGUCUAGCCUUGAUAAACACCUGUGAGUUCUGUGAAACAUCAGUGACGUCAUGAAAUUACCGGGAAAAAAACAAAACAGUUCAGUGUUUUAAUGCCUAAGAAAGGAACGUCCUCAUUGUGACUUAUAAAUAUGCACGAGUAUGCAAAUAUGAACACGCCCCCACGACCACCUGCAUACUAAUAUCACUAACUUUAACACGGCUGUUUUACAGAAAUAUAUAUAUAUAUUCACAAUAUCCAGAUCAUCAUCCCACCAUACAGUGUCAUGAUAAAAAAGGGUUCCAAGCGGUACUGUGCCUUGUCUCUGGGUCGGUACUGUCAAGUACACUUUUUGUACCUUUAGUGCGUAGUUUAGAUUUAAGGUCAAUUACGGUCCAUUCGUAUUCGUACGUUUACGUCACUAUCCACGUUUCGAGGUGAAAUUUAUGGAAUAAAGGUACAAAAUGUGUCCUCUUCAUACUUCCACAAGGAAAAGUACAGUUAAGUACCCUUAUUUUUUCUUUUCCCAAGAGUGUGUUCUGAAGAUUUCUGCCGAUGUCUGCGAGGUGAAGGCGUUACUCCUCAAGAACUUCUUCACUACCCAAGUCUUUUCUAGUUUCGACACAAUACCGAUAUCAGAGCUUUGGUACUGAUCCGAUACCGGUACCGACAUCGCCUCUGUGGAAAAUCACAGAUCGUUUUAACCCGUUAAAAUAAAUAGUCGAAAAAUAAAAUUGUUAAAGCCCAGGUAACGAAAUUGACAUCACGAGUUAUAAAUAUGCACUGAUAUGCAAAUUCUGGACACGCCCUCACGAGCUUUUGGAUUUCCCGACAGCCUAAUUAUGAUUAAACUAAGAAGACUAUGCUGGCGAAUGAGUUAGUGAAUGAGUUAGUGAAUGAGUUAGUGAAUGAGUUAGUUAAUGAGUCACACGGGUGGGGAUUCGGUAUGGAAGAGUCGAGUUACAUGGUGGUUUUGUCACGGAUUUAUUUUGAACAGAAAACAAACCUGUGGGAACUUAACGCUGAGAUUCCAUCGUAGGCGAACAUGUGGAGCGUAAUAAACAAGCUUUGUAAUGAAGUACAUUUUUGUGUUUGUUACAGAAACACAGCGGGUGCAGAACAGACUGAAGAUUACAGUAGACUUCUAAUCUCUUUGUAUCUCCUUUUUUUUUUUUCCCCACGAAUGCCAGCGUAUAUAAAUUCAGCAUAGACGUGUUCUCUCUCUCUCUCUCUCUGACUGUUCCAUCAGUACAUGGGUUUCAUUAUUCUGUAUUUAACAUCCUGAGGAUUCGAUCCAAAUCUGCGGAUCGUCACCGUUGGUUAAAAACGAACCGAGGAUUUGGAGUAAAAAAAUGAUUCAGAAUUCAAGUCUAUUUUUUUGAUGUAGUGAUCCUGUAAGAUUUUCAGGCGCUUGUGUUAUUAUUAUACUAUUAAAAUGUUUGUUUUUAUUUUUUAUUAAAUUCUUGCAAAACCUUAUUUUCUCCCUCUCCGACUCACAGCCUGUGUUUUUUUUGUUUGUUUGUUUGUUUUAAUGGGUGAUGCCCCACUGCUCAUUAAUCUUCGUAAUCCAGAGUCAGGAGAAGCAAAAUAUUCAACUUUUUAAAGUUUUUAUAGCGCUGACUUUUUUUUUCUAAACUAGUUUAUCAGCUUUAGAACUCUGAGACGAUAAUCUCACGAUAAUAUUCUAUACACAGAGUAGAUAUUAACACCAGAAAUGACCUCAAGUGGUGAAUUGAUGUUCCUUAAUUACGUUUCUGACACAGCUCAUUUGCAUUUAGCGACGCCCACAAAACUCCAUAAAAGGUAAAGUGCAGAGAGCUGGGAGUACGAAAUGAGCGAUCGGGGUAAAGACUGAAAAUCAGAAGUGGAAGUUAUUUUCACUCACUUCUCUGACAAUAAAAAUAUUUAAUAAUAAUAAUAAUAAUAAUAAUAAUAAGCAGCGAGCGCUAAAUCUUGCGUCAGAUGAGGUGUUCGU
Messenger RNA from Ictalurus furcatus (blue catfish), 3245 nucleotides. It is a transcript of the gene thap11, whose product is annotated as THAP domain containing 11. The transcript has a single exon. Gene Ontology annotation, biological process: regulation of transcription by RNA polymerase II. The record is from RefSeq and is a predicted model, not a curated record. Gene Ontology annotation, molecular function: RNA polymerase II cis-regulatory region sequence-specific DNA binding. Gene Ontology annotation, cellular component: nucleoplasm. Lineage: Eukaryota; Metazoa; Chordata; Actinopteri; Siluriformes; Ictaluridae. Bases 302 to 1108 code for a protein of 268 amino acids.